AUGGCAGCAAACAAAAUCGGAUCUCUCGUGUUCUGCCCCAACUGCGGCACUCUUCUGGACUUGCCCAAAGACGGGGAAACCACCGUCGUUUGUGAGCAGUGCGGCCAUAUCGAGCCUGCAAGCUCCUAUGAAAACACGGAGAUAACGACGCGCUCCGACCCAGACGCCUUCCCGUCCGCUCUGCUCCAGAAACGUAAGACUCAGACAAAACGGCACGAGCAAGGAGAUCAAGGGACACUUGUCUCGGAGAAAUGUCCUUCCUGCGGGGCGCUAGAAGCGUACUCAAAAGAGAUGCAGCUCAGAAGUGCGGACGAGGGCUCAACGAUCUUUUAUACUUGUGUGGCCUGCAAACACGGGUGGAGAGUAAACAACUGA
Molecule: messenger RNA, 375 nt
Organism: Mycena indigotica
Lineage: Eukaryota; Fungi; Basidiomycota; Agaricomycetes; Agaricales; Mycenaceae
Product: DNA-directed RNA polymerase subunit
Exons: 6
Coding region: 1-375 (124 amino acids)
Biological process (GO): termination of RNA polymerase I transcription; DNA-templated transcription
Cellular component (GO): RNA polymerase I complex
Molecular function (GO): zinc ion binding; nucleic acid binding; DNA-directed RNA polymerase activity
Source: RefSeq, a predicted model, not a curated record